Cokeromyces recurvatus is the source of this 1780-nucleotide messenger RNA. RefSeq names its product pyridoxal phosphate-dependent transferase. The record is from RefSeq and is a predicted model, not a curated record. Gene Ontology annotation, biological process: biosynthetic process. Bases 233 to 1516 code for a protein of 427 amino acids. Gene Ontology annotation, molecular function: pyridoxal phosphate binding; transaminase activity. NCBI's taxonomy places the organism in Eukaryota, Fungi, Mucoromycota, Mucoromycetes, Mucorales, Mucoraceae. The transcript has 5 exons.
UAUAGAAACGUUAUUUGAAAAGAAAAAAGAAAAAAAAAAGAGGAAACAUUUUAUACGCACAAUAUACACACUUUACCUUAAUACAUGUCAUUUUUAUAGUUACGAGUUGAAAUGAUUCGAUAAAAUUCAAUUUUUAAGUUGAGACUGAAAAUAAAUAAUAGAUAUAAAUAUCAACUGUCAAUUGUUAUUUUGAACUUCUCUUCUUUGUACUAAUUAAAGAAAAAAAAAAACGAUGGAUUAUUCAAAGCAUAUUAGUGAACGUAGUAAAGCCAGAAACCCUUCUGCAAUUCGUGCAUUAAUGCCAUAUUUGAAUAGGAAGGAUAUGAUUUCACUUGGUGCUGGACAACCUAAUAUCGCUACUUUCCCUUUUGCUGGCUUAACAAUUACAUUGAAAACAGGUGAAAAGAUUGAGAUGGAUAAUAAUUUAUUUAAUCGAGCCUUGUCUUAUGAUUUGUCUAAUGGUCAACCUCUGUUGAAUGAAUGGUUAUGUGAACUUCAAAGAAAAGAGCAUAAACCUCAUGUUGAUUUUGCUCUUUCUAUAGGUUCUGGCUCUCAAGAUCUUUUAACAAAGGCACUUGAAAUGAUGAUCAAUGAUGGUGAUUCAGUCCUAGUAGAAACACCUACUUAUACAGGUGUUUUAUCCUUUCUUGAAACCUUAAACUGUGAUCUUGCAGAUGUAGCUACAGAUGAAUAUGGUAUCAUCCCUGAAUCUUUGGAAAAUAUGCUUGCUAAUUGGCCAGAGAGUAAUCCUAGUGGUAAGAAAGAUCAGCCUAGACCUCACUGUCUUUAUACAGUCCCUAGUGGUGGUAACCCUACUGGUAUCUCUGCUACCUUGGAACGAAAGCAAGCUGUAUAUAAGAUUUGUUCUAAAUAUGAUAUCAUCAUCCUUGAAGAUGAUGCUUAUUAUUAUUUACAGUUCACUGAAAAUCGAACCCCCUCUUAUUUCUCUAUGGAUCUAGACGGUCGCGUCUUACGUUGUGAUAGUAUGAGUAAAAUUUUAUCAUCAGGUCUUCGAUUAGGUUGGAUUACCGGUCCUAAACCUUUAAUUGAACGUAUCAAUAUGCAUACAAUGGUAACUAACCUUCAGCCCUCUGGUCUACCUCAGGCUAUCACAUAUACUCUUUUAGAGAAAUGGGGACACGAGGGCUUCUUCCUUCAUGUAAACCGUGUUGCUGAUUUCUAUCGUGAAAAGAGGGAUCAAUUUAUUGAAUGUUUGAACCGUCAAUUAAAGGGACGUGCUGAAUGGAUUGUACCUAAUGCUGGCAUGUUUGUUUGGCUUCGUUUAUUGGGUGGUAUUACUGAUUCUUAUGAUUUGGUCAUGACAAAGGCUUUAAAAGAAAAUGUCCUUGCUAUUCCUGGUAUUGCAUUUAUGCCACAUAAAACUAAAAAUGAAUAUAUCCGUGUCUCUUAUAGUAAUGUGACUAAAGAAGAUAUGGCUGAAGCUGUUCGUAGAUUGGCUCUUGUUAUUGAUAGAGAAGCUGCCCUGAAUGAUGUUAAAAUUAAUAGUGAUCUUUAAAUAGACUUUUUUUUUUCUAUUUUCCUCCCUCUUAAACUCCAAAUAUUGUAAUUAUAUUCAUAUACUUUCUUUUGAAAAAAAAAACCUGUACUUAUUUUAAAGUAUACUUUACAACAUAUAAUAAAAGUCUAUUAUUUAAUAUUAAUAAUUCAUUCUAAUCUAUCUCAUAAAUUAACAUAACUCAGCAUAGUUAUGUCACUUUUCAUAAACUGUUAUUAGAAAUAGUAGUAAUAAUCAAGAUGGUGUCAAUACUGUAUAACUACU